Nerophis lumbriciformis (worm pipefish) is the source of this 1682-nucleotide messenger RNA. It is a transcript of the gene rnf8, whose product is annotated as ring finger protein 8, E3 ubiquitin protein ligase. Gene Ontology annotation, molecular function: ubiquitin protein ligase activity; histone binding. The record is from RefSeq and is a predicted model, not a curated record. Gene Ontology annotation, biological process: protein K48-linked ubiquitination; ubiquitin-dependent protein catabolic process; double-strand break repair. Gene Ontology annotation, cellular component: cytosol; nucleus; site of double-strand break. Lineage: Eukaryota; Metazoa; Chordata; Actinopteri; Syngnathiformes; Syngnathidae.
CUUCCGGCAGGGGGCGGAAACUAAUGGACGCUUUCCUACGUUAGCAUAAUAUAGCAAAGGUACGGACGCCCAAGCUGCGGUAAUGUGAAGCGCCGCCGCAAUGAGAUAACAUGGAUAAAGUCACGAAUGAGUCUUCAACGGCUGACGAAGAAGAAAGUUCGGACCCCAAAAUUAUUUGUUUAAGGAGAGUCGGGAGAAAUUCUGACUGGCUUCGCUUGUUUGAAAACACAGAGGUUACUAUUGGCCGUGGCUUAGAUGUGACCUAUCAGCUUCUGUCGCCUAACUGCCCUUUAAUGAUAUCCAGGCUGCACUGUAUUUUCUCCCAAAAAGAAGAUGGACACUGGACAGUCACAGACAACAAGAGUAUCAACGGUGUGUGGGUGAAUGGCUGCCGCAUACCCAUCCAAGAAGCCCACCCCCUUAACCUCGGCGACUCCAUACAACUUGGCGUUCCUGUCAUCGGGUCCAAAGUGGAGUAUGACUACACGCUUGUGCAGCGGCCGCUCAGAGAAAUUAGGCACAACUUGGCAAAGAGCGAGCAAGAGGGCGCAAAGGUCAAGAAACCGAAGAGGAAGUUGACACAGGCCGAAGUGGAGCCAUCCACUUCAAAGUCCAAACGGUACCGCUGCUCGUCCGCAGACAAGCCCUUGGCUCAGUCGUGCCCGCAGCCUUCGGUCAAGCCUGAGCCGCAGGGGAAGGAAGAAACCAAAGUGACCUGCAGUGCCCCAGGUGUCAUAGACGACUUAGAAAUGUAUAGCCAGAACAUCUUGAUGUUGAGGGAGCAGGUGGAUAACACCCAACGGCAGGUCGCCACACUGGAGGGUGGGCCCCAUUCCAGUGACCCGCACAAGAGGGAGCGCGUCAAAGAACUGCAAGGGCAGCUGAAGACGUUCUGUGCCAAGAUGCAACACAUGGAGACUUUAGAGCGGUCCUUCAGUGCAACUAAGCGGCAGAUAGAGUAUUUAAAGGUUCAGAAAACACAGCAGGUAGAGGACCUGAUGGAAAAAAAGUUGGAAGAAGCCUUGCAGGAGCAAAAGAAAGUAAUAGAUGAACUCGCCCACUCUCGGAAAAGCUUCGAGGAGAUAAUCCUGGCCAAGGACAAAGAGCUUGAGGUCACAAAGGAGGAGAAGGAAAAGGCGAGAGCCCAGAAGGAGGAAGUUGUCACUCAAGUGACCGAGGUCUUGGAAAACGAGCUUCAGUGCAUCAUUUGCUCUGAGCUCUUCGUUGAGGCAGUUAUCCUGAACUGUGCUCACAGCUUCUGCUCUCACUGCAUCAAGCAGUGGUGCAAGAAGAAAAACGAGUGUCCCAUCUGCCGACAAGCCAUCAAGUCUCAAACCCGAUGUCUGGCGCUGGACAACUGCAUCGAUAGCAUGGUGGAAAACCUGGGCGUGGACUUUAAGGCCAGGCGCAAGAUACUUCUCUCUGAGAGGAAAGCCGCUGACUCCGCUAACAGGAUUGUGAUUCAAGAUGAGGACGGCAGUAGUGAAGACUCAGUGAACGCCAACCGCAGGCCCUCUCAAAGAAGUUAAAGUAUUUUUUAUUCAAACUCCCCUACUUUUCUGCAAAAGACUUUAAGGAGAAAUCGUUUUGUUUGUUCCAUACCUCCAGGAUGUCCCUGGGACCGUUAGAAGUUAGCCUGUAUUGUCUUUGUUUUGUAAAAAAAAAUUAAAUUAAAGUUUUUC